AGCCAGACUACUUGGCGGAAUAGUUACAUCAUACUCGUAUAACCAGCAACUGCUACCAUUGCUCCUUGGAUCACAACGCUCCUUACACUUUCGCCUCCUUCCGUCCCACAAUCUUGUUACGCGGUACGCAGAGAGCGAUAUGGAAGGCAAAGCCUCGUCUUUGAGGUGGACGAUCAUUGGGCUUCUCUGCCUCGCAGUAUAUCAGGGCAUGGAGGUUGCGUCCAAACUGCGAACUCUGCGGAUCCUUCAUCCCGUGAAGAAUCCAGAGGCAGUCUCGUACAGCUACAUCGGUGAUGAUUAUCCCAAGGAGCUGCCUCUACGAGUCAAUCAGGUCGCAAUGAACGCCGAAUGGCUCGACGACGAAGUCUACGGGCCUUACGCAGACGAAGACUGGGCAUCCAACUUCCCCAAAAGCAACGGAUGGGUUGCACUCGGUCCAAACCACGACAUGUUCGUUCUGUCCAUGUUCCAUCAGCUGCAUUGUCUCGAUGCAUUGCGGUUUGGAUACGUGACUGCGAAGGCAAGAGUCCUCGACUUUCCCGGGAACGGCACGGGCGUCGAGCACCAUGUCAAUCAUUGCCUGACCUAUCUUCGAGAGAUGAUUCUCUGCGCGGGCGAUAUGACGCUCGAAACAUCGGUGCCGACCAUCAAUUCCAUCGGCCAGCCGGAUAACGCUGCUACAGGCCUCGAUAUCCUGCACAAAUGUCGCGAUUGGACUCAGAUACGGGAUUAUCUUGACGAGAAUUACGAAGAGAGGCAGAAGUGGAAGGCAGAGGGAGGCAACUCGACGUCGAUGUACCCGUGACGGGCUGGAGGAUGGAGGGGUAUGUUUCGGUCGAUAUAUGCGUCUUUUUCCAUUGGUGCUGCUUGCUUCGAAUACUCGGGCGAUAUGCGAGUCUGUUCUAUCCAGGUUGUAUCAACCGGGGGCUGGCCGUUCUGAAUGUUGCUCGACAGUGCUUCGGAAACAAGGAAACCUUGAUCAAGCC
Messenger RNA from Stereum hirsutum FP-91666 SS1, 986 nucleotides. RefSeq lists its product as uncharacterized. Lineage: Eukaryota; Fungi; Basidiomycota; Agaricomycetes; Russulales; Stereaceae. Gene Ontology annotation, biological process: mycotoxin biosynthetic process. Bases 140 to 805 code for a protein of 221 amino acids. The transcript has 3 exons. The record is from RefSeq and is a predicted model, not a curated record.